AUGUCUGAAGUACUAAAAGAGUGUAAUUAUGCAAUAUCAAAAAGCACAACAAAAUUUAUACGAGCCCCAGUCAAAACAAAAUGGGAUGUUAUUGUUUAUGAUAAUCGUUAUGUAUUACUGGUACAAACACCAUCAUCAUCCCAUCGUCCCAGUGAAUUUCUUGAAUUUGUUCUGGCUACAAAUGAAAAUUUAAUGCCAAUUGAACGAGGUGUUGUUCCAAUUGCAAUAUACGAUAGUUAUUUAAAAUUCCAACAUCCAGAAUCAUCGAAUACGAAUUAUGUUUUAUUAACAAAUGAUCGUAUUACAACAUCGAGUGUAUUUCGUAUUCAAACAACAAUGCAACCACGUGUAGUCAAGCGUGACGAAAAUCCAUGCACACCACCCCAAUGUGGUUAUAUAAUGGCACUUUGGAAUUAG
Molecule: messenger RNA, 417 nt
Organism: Didymodactylos carnosus
Lineage: Eukaryota; Metazoa; Rotifera; Eurotatoria; Philodinida; Philodinidae
Source: the annotation of a GenBank genome assembly